UUAGCAGAUGGUUCCUUCAUGAAGGCGGGCAUGUCUCUGCAAAUGUAUCUUAGGAUGGCUAGUCAACUGGCACAACAUCUAACACUGCACCACACGAUCGAAGAGAAGCAAAUCUUCCCGUUCCUGUCAAAGCGCAUGCAUAUGUUUCGCGAAGAUGACGUCCAUAUCAAGUCACACGAGGCCAUCUAUGACGGACUGGAAAAUUUGAACGUGCUCAUCAGGAAGUGGACUUUGUCUCCAUCUACCUAUAGCCCCGUGGAAAUGAAGAAAUGUCUCGCUAGCUGGAAAGAGGUGUUAUUUACUCAUCUAGACCACGAGGUCGAGGAUCUCUUUGGGGAGAACAUGAAGAGAUGCUGGAAGUUGGAAGAGCUGGACCUUAUACCAAUGUAA
Molecule: messenger RNA, 390 nt
Organism: Laetiporus sulphureus 93-53
Lineage: Eukaryota; Fungi; Basidiomycota; Agaricomycetes; Polyporales; Laetiporaceae
Exons: 4
Source: RefSeq, a predicted model, not a curated record